This is a messenger RNA of Haemonchus placei, 1485 nucleotides long. The record is from the annotation of a GenBank genome assembly. NCBI's taxonomy places the organism in Eukaryota, Metazoa, Nematoda, Chromadorea, Rhabditida, Trichostrongylidae.
AUGCCAAAUAAUCGCCGCAAGAAGAGUGGCGGUUUGAGUGCCCGUCGAGACUCUUCCACUCAGAAAGAGUCUAACACUGCUGCCAUACCUGAACCCACCCCUGUCGACGAUCGAGCAGCGUCGGUGAACGGAAUAGCCAGCGGCGAUGAUGCUCAGCCUCCAAUGAAUGGAUGCGUUGCACGAAGCUCAGUAAUGAACGGAAGCUUAGCUGCUAGUUCGCAAACUGAGAGCAGUGAUGUAGAGUCACUUUCGUCAGAUUCAUCCAGACGCAAUACGAUGUCAUCCUCUGGCGGCGAUCGAGAUGCUGCUCACAGCCGAUUGUCUGCAUCAAUACAUCAUCCAGCGUUCUCCGUUGAUCAGCGUAUUCGUAUGGUACACGCUCGUGAUGACAUACGAAGAAAAUUGGAGCAAAUCACGACUCGGUUGAAUCCACCGGUGGUCGCUUCGUCCACAUCAAAUGAUCAGAAGUCCACAUCAACGGUCUGUAGAGUAUCACCUUUGGCUGGUGGAUUUGCUUUUGUUCGUCGAUUUCAUGCCACCCAGCCAGACGUCAAUGAUCCAGAUAACUUUCUCGUCGAGAUGAUUUGGAGUGACGGUGAGCGUACCUUUGUUGGCCGCACUCGGAACGAUAUUAACACGCUGCACCAUCGUCUUCUGGACAUGUUCGGUGAAGAACGACGAGAAAUGAAACAAGCUCAGGAUGCAGAAACAGAACGGCCAGAGUCUGCAUCAUCUUCACGUACCCCGUCCCCCACCGCAACUGAUUCUAAUGCUACUCCAACUCCUGCUCUUGGAACGUCAGCAUUGCGGAUAUUACCGUAUUUCUCAAUGGAUUGCUCACCUGCCGCUGUUAUUCAGUAUAUAAAUGCUCUGUCAGACUUACCGGCGCGAAUGAUGCUCAGUUCGGUUAUUUAUGAGCAGUUCUUCUCCUCGAGGCUGAGUUCCGAGGAACUUGAGGUGGCAGAGCGUCCCACGCGGACAGCUUCACCCUCCUUGCAGCGCUAUGCCCAUCCGGCAUCUGCCCCACCAACAUUCCCUGUUGCAUCGGCUGCACUAGCGUACAGUUCCCGUGGAAUGGGAAUUCAGGAGUCAAAUUCGGAACCAAACGACGAAGUUCAAGCACUGGAAAAAAUUCCUCAGGCUCAGGUGCAAUUUCCGUCAUGCAGUAAUUGCGCUGGUCCGCACGCCUUCGUUCAGUGUACCAAAGAUACUCCGUUGCAGAAAGAUGGCGUCUUCCGCUUGGACUUUGGCGGCGGAAUUCAUGACAGCACAUGUCCAAAUUGCUCAGCCGUGGCUAUGGCAGCAGCAGCGAUUGGUCCACGUCCGACAGGCGUCGAGCAUUUCCCGAAUCUGCCACCAGGUUUGAUGCCGCCACCGGCGAUGAUGCCGCUAGUGCCAGGGAUGCCACUACUGACACGGCAUUUCUCUCCGUAUGUCUUUCGCCAGACACCUCCCCCAACAUCUCAGCCUCAUCCACACUUAUGA